Molecule: messenger RNA, 2881 nt
Organism: Lodderomyces beijingensis
Lineage: Eukaryota; Fungi; Ascomycota; Pichiomycetes; Serinales; Debaryomycetaceae
Source: the annotation of a GenBank genome assembly
AUGUCUUCCAAUGUAACAGACCAGUUCCACUCUAUGGAUCUAAAUACGUCGGGAGCUUCUACUACAACUAGUGCGAAGAAACGGCCAAAAAGAGCAUUCCACACUGAUUUCAACCAGCCAACCUCGGUUGAACAAUUUCAGCAGCAACAGCAGCUGUUGUCGCCAUUUUAUGGCCAAACUUUGCCAUUUCCCCCAUCAACGCAUGCCUCUCCUGCAGUGCACCAAGAACCACCACAUUUGCAAGACGCUACCCAGGAGGAAACUGUCCCUUCCAUCCAGGCAACAAGGUAUGCGAACCAACAAGAAUAUGACACGCCAGAUGCCGAAGGCAGCUAUAAGUCGUUUUUGACCUUUUCAAACACUGUGCCUCCGGAAGCCGGCACUCAGUUUCAUGUCACCGACCAAGGCACCGCUUCGUCAAAGUUUAUCCGGUCAACCAUGUACUAUGUUCCCGAAUCUGAAAAGUUGAGACUGGCGACAAAAUUGCCCCUUGCCGUCACAAUACGCCCAUUCGCACCACAGUUGUCAAGCGAAGAGCCUGUUCAGUUGGUGGAAUUCCAACAAACAGUGGCGACCGAUGACGAUCCAUUGAGCAUUGGACCCGUCAGGUGCCAUAGAUGCAGAGCAUACAUCAACCCUUCAAUGCAGUUUACCCACAACCAAAAGUUUAUUUGUAAUAUAUGCCAGUUUGCCAAUAAUUUGGUGCCUCAAGAAUACGCCGUGCCAUUGGACUCUAGAGGCUAUAGAGUUGACAAGUUUAUCCGUCCCGAGUUGCACAAUAGUUGUUAUGACAUUACCGUGCCUCAGGAGUACAACUUUAAUGCAAAGAAAAAAUCGGAACCAUUGCAUAUAGUGUUUCUCAUUGAUCUUUCCGAGAAUAGCAUAAAGCAGAAUUUGCCUGGUUUGAUAUCGGAUUCAAUAAGAAGUACCUUGUUUCAAUACAACUCCAAUGAAAAUGGCAAUGACAACGAAAAUGAAGAUGAAAAUGAAGAUGAAAAUGAGAAUGAAAACGAAAACGAACAAAAGCAGAAAAAAGAACCCAUACCGUAUAAAAUCAGCAUCAUGGCAUUUGAUAAAAGAAUCUAUUUUUUCAAUCUUUCUUCAAAACUAGAAAAAACUCAAAUUUCCAUAUCGUCAGAUUUGGAUGAUCCUUUUGUUCCAUUUGACGAAGGACUCUUUGCCUCGCCAACCGAAAGCCAAUUUGUCAUUGAAGAUGCUCUCAACACUAUUGAACAAUGGGCAUCAACAUCAAAGACAUUUGAAAUCGAGCCAUGCUUUGCAUCUGCUUGCAAAACCGCGGGUUUAUGUCUAGAAAUGCAUGGAGGCGGUAAGAUUGUUUCUGUUUUAUCAAACUUGCCUUCCUGGGGUCCCGGAGGUUUAAAAUACAAGGACAACAAGGCUGUUGGAAGAACACCAUCGCCUGAAGUUGAAAAAAAGAUAUUUCACCCUGACAAUGCCUACUGGAAAUCAAUGACCAAGGACUUUAUCAAAAACAGCGUUGGGAUGGACUUGUUUGUUGUGGCGCACUCCUCGGUUGACCUUUCCAAUAUCGGAUAUUUGGUAUCUUCAACCGGAGGAGAGAUUUCAAGAUGGACUAAUUUCAACUUGGAGAGGGAUGCAAGACUAUUUACCGCGAAAUUUAAAAGCUCCGUCUUGAGCACCACUGGGUAUCAGGGGCAACUUAAAUUGCGUUGUUCAAAUGGCUUGCAAGUCGCGCAAUAUUAUGGUACAUCUUCAUCACUGUCCGAAGCAACAUUAGCAGGGUCUGUGCAAGAUCCCAUCAUCCCCAUUUUAUCCCAAAAUCAAUCAUUUACGCUUCUUCUUAAAUACGAUGGGUUAUUGAGUAAAAAAUUGGAUUGCCAUUUCCAAGCUGCGUUGCUUUACACUGACCCCCGUGGGGUCAGAAAAGUAAGAAUAAUCAAUUUGGUGCUUGCAGUUGCAACUAAACUUGAUGAUGUCUUUUAUUUCACGGAUGAAAACGCAAUCAUAACCACCCUCGUUAGAGACACUUUAUCCUUUAUUGGGAACCAGACUUUAAAUGAACUUCGAGAAUCACUAAACACCAAAUUAGUUGAGAUUUUCACUCACUACCGAGCCAUGAAUGAAUACGGGUACGGCCGUGCUAGAACUUUUUCCAACAAGCUCCUUUUCCCCGAUGCAUUAAAGAAUCUACCCUUGCAUAUACUAAGCUUUCUCAAAACAAACGCAAUCAAGUCGGCAACUGGUAGCAGCGCGGAUACAAGAUUAGCCGAGGCAUACAAUAUGUUGACUAUGCCCAUUGAGAGACUCAUGUAUUAUUUAUACCCCGCACUAGUUGAGUUGCAUUCGCUAGACGACGAAGACGGCACCAUUGAUGACACCACCGAGUUCACAAUCAUGCCGCGAUAUAAGGAAUUGACAGCGAAAAACCUCGAUCGGGGAGUUUAUAUCCUUUGCGAUGGCCAGCGAACUUGGGUUUGGGUCGACCCUGAUUCCAAUAUUAUGUUGAUCAAGGAUUUGUUUGGCGAACAGUAUGAAUCAGUAGAUCAAUUGGACGCCUUGAUGGAUGAGUUGCCCGAUCUGCUUCCAUCUGACAUAUCCCAGCAAGCACGCAAUAUUGUUUAUUUCUUCAACAAAAACAUUGUCGGUGUCGAUUCAUCGAGUGUGCACAUUGUUCGCAAAGGCGUCGAUGGUGCUGAACAUCACUUUAGAGAGCUCUUGAGGGACGAUAGUCUUGGUGGAGCCAUCAAGGCUGCCAAUGGACCGAGCUUCAGCGAAUACCUCACCAGUUUGCACCAGGCAAUCAAGGUCAAUUUGGAAAGCGACAAGGCAGCUCAAAACAUUAAACAAUCAAUUUCCAACGUCAACCAUGACACGGAAACUUUAGCACAAAGAUUUAUAA